AUGGAGUCAUACACGUUCUCAUUACUGUUUCUAGGCUUGUGUUUCUUCCUCCCUAAUUGUGUGAAGCCACAAUGCCAUGAAGAUGAGAGAAACGCCUUGUUGCAAUUCAAAGAGAGUGUUAUCAUAAAUAAGUCAGUUUCUGAGGAUCCUUUGGCCUAUCCAAAACUUUCAUCAUGGAAGCAAGAAACCGAUUGUUGCUCUUGGCAAGGAGUAGAGUGUAAUGAAAACACAGGUAAUGUCAUAGUAUUGAAUCUCAAUAGUAGUUUCCUUUAUGGCUCUAUCAACUCAACCAGCACUCUUUUCCAUUUCCCUUAUCUAGAGAAGCUUAACUUGGCUGAUAAUCACUUCAAUUACUCUCCAAUUCCAUCUGGGUUGGGUCGUUUCCCAAAGUUGACACAUCUCAAUCUCUCUUCCUCCUAUUUCACUGGACAAAUCCCAUCAGAAAUGUCCAAACUCACCAAUUUGUCAUCUCUUGAUCUUAGUUUUCUGAAUUUGUCCUCUACAGUACCUAGUUUUCUUGCCAACUUCUCAUCUCUAAGUUAUCUUCACUUAAGAAAUUGUGGAGUCUAUGGAGAAUUCCCAGAAAAAAUCUUCCAUCUUCCGAAACUCGAGUUUCUUGCACCUCUCCACAAUCAAAAUCUCAGUGGUAAAUUCCCUGAGUUUCGAUCAGGUAGUCCUCUUAAAACAAUAUGGUUUAGUCGUACUAGUUUCUCUGGUACUAUACCUUAUUCAAUAGGUAACCUUGUUUCAUUAGAAUUUCUUAGCGUUACAAAAACCAAGUUUACUGGUACUCUUCCUACUUCAAUCUCUAAACUAAAAAAUCUUACCUAUUUAGAUUUUUCCUACAACCAAUUUAACGGUGAAUUCCCUACGUUUCUCCAAAAUCUAACCAAGUUGACAAUAUUAUGGUUGGGAGGGAACCAGCUAACAGGUCAAAUCCCAUCUUGGAUUGGAAAUCUUACAAGCUUAAAUGUUUUAAGCUUCGCAAAAAAUAAGCUGUCCGGUCCUUUACCGCCAUCACUGUCUAGAUUAACAAAUCUCCGAACUCUGAAUCUUUUCGAGAAUGAAUUGAAUGGUACUGUGGAUUUCAGCUUGUUUCUUAACAUGACUUAUCUGGUCGAACUACGACUUGAUGAUAAUAAUUUGACGGUGACCACCAGAGAAACGGAGGACAUGAAUAUGACUAAUAAGUUUGAGAUCUUGGGAUUGAACAUGUGCAAUUUAAACCAUUUUCCAAAUUUCUUGAGGUACCAAGAUAGACUAAGGUAUUUGGAUCUUGGAGGAAACAAUAUUCAUGGCUCAAUACCCAAGUGGAUAUGGAAUUCAAGCGUUGAAACGAUGGCGUAUUUGGCUCUUAAUGAUAACUUAUUAACGAGCCUUGAAGUAGCAGACAACAACAACAUGAACAACGCAUCAUCACCACAAAGUGAUGACAAGGAAUUUCCCUUGUUUUGUAACCUCAAGUCUCUUCAACUUCUUGAUCUUUCGAACAACUUGUUCAGUGGGUUAACACUUCCAAAAUGUAUGGAGAAUCCAAACAACUUGCUGGCAGUACUCAACAUCAAAAACAACCACUUCCACGGUACUAUUCCUCAACUAUGCUCAAACGAGGGAAGAAACUCGUUCAAAAUGGUUGAUAUAAGCUACAAUCAAUUCGAGGGACCGAUCCCAAGAUCAAUGGCCAAAUGUUUAAGACUUGAAAGUCUUAACAUGGGAGACAACCAACUCUUUGAUGUUUUCCCAUCAUGGCUAGGGACUCUACCAAACUUAAGACUACUCAUACUACGAUCCAAUCGCCUUCAUGGGAUCAUAACCAAUCCAGUUUCAAGCUUCGAAUUCCAAAAUCUUCGCGUUAUUGAUCUUUCUCAUAACAAUUUCACAGGCCAGUUUCCAUCCAAGUACUUGGAAAACUGGAACGCCAUGAAAGUAAUCGAGUCAAGCACGUCGUACAUGAAAACAGAAUCGAGUUUUGAAGCUGUUAGACGGACAUGGAUGUUGGAGUACACGUACUCCACCAGCAUAACAAUGAAAGGUAGCGAAGUACCUUAUGGGAAGAUCCAAGAAGUACUUGUGGUGAUAGACUUGUCUAGCAAUAGAUUUGAAGGAAAGAUUAGUGAGGCAAUUGGAAGCUUACAAGGGCUUAGAGUUCUCAACCUUUCAAACAACGUUCUCUGGGGAGAAAUUCCUUCGUCUUUGGGGAACAUAGCAAGGGUCGAAUCUCUGGAUUUGUCACAAAACCAACUUUCAGGAACAAUCCCUCAGAGCCUUGUUCAGCUCACUUUUCUAGCUUUCUUUAAUGUCUCUCGUAACAAUCUUACGGGACGUAUACCGCGAGGGAAUCAACUCAACACGUUUGAGAACAGUUCGUACAUGGGAAACUUGGGCUUGUGUGGGGAUCCAUUGACUUUGAAGUGUGGAACUAGUUCGAAGGAUAAUUUGAGUGAACCGGAUUUGGAAGUAGAUGAUUCUUCUUCAUUUAUUGACUUUAGUUGGAGAACUGUGGUUGUUGGGUUUGCUGUAGGAGUUAUUGUUGGAGUUAUUAUUGAGAACAAUGUGAAAACCAAGAAGAGAGAAUACUUAUGGUUAUGGAAGAAGUCUAAUUAUAAUCAGAGAAGACUCGUCAGAAAGGUCGAUGAUGAGGAGACUUUAGAACUUAAAUACUAG
Cannabis sativa is the source of this 2664-nucleotide messenger RNA. Its product is annotated as receptor like protein 22. Gene Ontology annotation, molecular function: protein binding. The record is from RefSeq and is a predicted model, not a curated record. NCBI's taxonomy places the organism in Eukaryota, Viridiplantae, Streptophyta, Magnoliopsida, Rosales, Cannabaceae. The transcript has a single exon. The coding region runs from base 1 to 2664 and encodes 887 amino acids.